AUGUCCUACUACGUCGCACCAAGCCAGCAGCGCACUCUUCGCGCCUGCAUGGUUUGUUCUCUCGUUCAGCUCCACAACAGAAGGCUUGCUCCCAGACCCCCGUCGCACCGCAUUUCCAAGCUAACCAGAACCCCCCGGUCGUCCCUGCAGAAAUUCAUGCGUGAAGGAUGCCCGAACUGCGACAACGUGCUCGGCCUGCGCGGCAACAACGACGCUAUCCAAGAAUGUACCUCCCAGGUCUUCGAGGGCCUUGUGACCCUGCGUGAUCCGACUACGAGCUGGGUCGCCAGGUGGCAGCGACUGGACGCCUACGUGCCGGGGACAUAUGCGGUCAAGGUGACGGGUUCGCUUCCCGACGAAAUCAUCGCCAGUCUGGAAGACUCUGGUGUGAAAUAUAUUCCGAGGGACGGAAGCACAGGCGAGGAGGAGACUUGA
Aspergillus steynii IBT 23096 is the source of this 435-nucleotide messenger RNA. RefSeq names its product transcription elongation factor SPT4 (gene spt4). Gene Ontology annotation, biological process: positive regulation of DNA-templated transcription, elongation; mRNA processing; chromatin organization. Gene Ontology annotation, molecular function: RNA polymerase II complex binding; zinc ion binding. The record is from RefSeq and is a predicted model, not a curated record. NCBI's taxonomy places the organism in Eukaryota, Fungi, Ascomycota, Eurotiomycetes, Eurotiales, Aspergillaceae. Gene Ontology annotation, cellular component: DSIF complex; nucleus. The coding region runs from base 1 to 435 and encodes 144 amino acids. The transcript is spliced from 4 exons.